Asterias rubens (European starfish) is the source of this 2463-nucleotide messenger RNA. Its product is annotated as steroid 17-alpha-hydroxylase/17,20 lyase-like. Gene Ontology annotation, molecular function: iron ion binding; steroid 17-alpha-monooxygenase activity; heme binding. Gene Ontology annotation, biological process: progesterone metabolic process; hormone biosynthetic process. The coding region runs from base 205 to 1779 and encodes 524 amino acids. NCBI's taxonomy places the organism in Eukaryota, Metazoa, Echinodermata, Asteroidea, Forcipulatida, Asteriidae. The transcript is spliced from 10 exons. The record is from RefSeq and is a predicted model, not a curated record.
GCUACAUGCAAGGCACAUGGUUCAGACAGCGAGUAUUUCACCGUGUACACCAAAAUCGUAUAAAAGCUUCCAGCUGAAACUGAACCGGGCAUACAGCCAUACAGCUACACUUCGCGUAAGAUAGCAGUUACAGAAAUCUACCACUCUCUGUGUGAAUUUCAAGAUUAAAACUGAAGUUGUUUAAAGAAAGCGGAUCUAUAAACCAUGGUCAUCGUAACAGCGGCGGCAACGGCCGCCAUGGCCGGAGCAACAGUGUUGUCCGGAACAACCCUUGCUCUUGUCUUCAGCACAAUCUGUCUGAUUGCUGUGGUCAUCUCGAUGACCCAUCAGCAUCAGCAUCAUCGGCACCAUCAUCAUCACAGGAGACUUGCUAACUUUCCAGGAGGACCCCACAGGGUACCUCUCCUUGGAAACAUCCCAAUUUUGGCCAGCACCGACACACCUUACGUAACAUGUACAGAGCUAGCCAAGAAGCAUGGCGACAUCUACUCCUUGAAGCUUGGUGAUGAAUGGUUUCUAGUACUGAACUCAACAGAAACAAUCAGAGAAGCCUUCUUAGAUUUUAGCGAGGAGUUUGCCGGCAGGCCUAUGCUCUACUCAACCGACGCGCUCUCUGAGAAUUUUAAAGACAUUUCCUUCACCGAUUACUCACCGGAGUGGGUUCAUCAUCGAAAAUUCUUCUCCUCGUCUUUAAGGAGUUUUACAGGAGGCAAUAGACUUGAAGCCAUCGCACACGAACGUCUCGGUGAACUGGAGAAAUAUCUAGAUGCGCGUCUUGGCCAGGAGGUCUACGCAACCACAGUAAUUGAUAUCGCCAUACUCGGUAUCCUCACCCAUAUAUCAUUCGGUUACGAAAAUGACGACAUACACGAGCAGAUGAUGAGAUUGAUUCCUGGUGAUGUAGCGAUGCUUGUGAUUGGUAAACGCAUGGCUGUGGAUGUAUUUGCCUUCAUGAAACACGUCUCAAGAAAAGAGAAGAAAUUCAUCAAGGCAGUCAGUGCCCAGUUCAAUGGCCUCAUUAAUGCAGAGGUGCAACGUCAUAAGGAGACCUUUGACCCAAUGAACACCCGAGACAUGAUAGAUGAGCUGAUAAAGUCACAGAAAGAAGCGAAGGAUAGCGGCGAGAGCGAUCUGGACUUCUUCUCGGAUACGCACCUGGCUCAGACCAUUGGAAACAUCCUCGUUGGAGGCGGCAUUGGAACCACCCAUUCCAGCUACUGGGCAAUGGCUUGCAUGGUUGAAAACCCCCAUCUUCAAGAGAGGGUAGCUGACGUCGUCGAGGGCGCUGUUGGCCAUCACCGUAUGCCGUCGCUGAGCGACAGGGGCGCCUUGAAGUACAUCGAGGCCGUUGCCAUGGAGGCACUGAGAUUCGCAUCUGCUGCUCCCAUUGGUGUUCCCAGGAAGGCAACCUGUGACGUCAAUUUCCGUGGUUACAAGAUUCCAGUGGGAACGCCAGUGUUGUACAACAUGUAUGCUGUCCAUUUUGACGAGAAGAACUUUGAGGAACCCUUUCAGUUCAAACCAGAGCGUUUCAUCAAGGAAGAUGGCAACAUCAAACACUCUCAGAGUUUCAUGCCUUUCGGCGUUGGCCACCGUCAAUGUCUUGGUAAGACACAGGGCGAAACCAUUAUGUAUCUUGUCUACGCUUGGCUCUUCCAGAGGUACAUCUUCACCAAAGUACCGGAGAAUGAACACCAGUCGCUCCUCGUUCAGAAUCCAGAGAUACAGGCUGCGCGCUCUCCUAAACCAUUCAAAGUCAUUGUGCAUAAGCGAUAUUAGUGUCAUUUUUGAAAAUCCUCCAGUGUGUGGCCCGAUGUCAGGACAUGCUGACAGUAUUUGAGUUUUAUUUUCAUUGUCUUUAAGGAAAGGUACACGCUACUACGCGUGUUUGAGUAAAUCCUGCUUGGGGAAACGCGGGAGGUUUUUUUUUAUAAAAUUCCUUUGUCGAUGGCCCACUUGACUGAGUUAGAACGCUUGAUGAGACUUUGGGAAGUUUAUUAUACUGACGGUGCUAGAAAAUAAAUAUAUUAAAGAUUGUUUCUUCAUUCAGGAGACUAUAUCAUUUUCGUUUUAUAACAAAUCUUGACAUGUCGUGAAUAUUUAAUGAAAUAAAUAAUUGAGAUUUUGUUAACUAGUUCCAUGAGUAGGAUUUGAAACUGUGCACGGUUGAAGUGUUAUUAGUAAUUGUUUGCGGUAACAUUGUGGUUUGCUGUGGAUUUGUCAACCACCGGUUCUUUUCAUUAUUAUGUCAGGAUAUCAAUAUGUCGGAUGUCACUUCCAGAGGUCCGUACAAAAAAUAAUUUCACAUGGUGCUACCGCAAACUUCACCUAAAUUUAGAUAUCCAUGAAUUUGUGUAGAUGAUUUACAGUAUGUUAUAAGCGUGUGCUAAUAAACAAAUAUUGACUGCUUCGAGUGCUAUGGUUAAAACUAUGACUCCCGAGGUGAUCCCCGGAGCGUUCUAU